UCCGACUAAGCUGACUCUUCCCUCUUCAGCGCAACUCGGAGCUGCCGGUAUUAUUGAUCUCUGCUUGUUAUUCGUGUGCGAGUUCGAAGGCGGUUUCUCCUUGAGCUGAAGGUGAAUCAGUCGUCAGUCAGUGAAUAGACGGGCAUGGGCAGGCAAAAGGGAGACGCUGGUAGAAGCAAGGCUCGUCCUUCCAGCAGCAGUCUCGCUGCAUCACUUUUGCCUGCGGAUUCCACUGCUUCAGUGGGGUUUGGUGGUUAUGUUGGAAGCUCUCGCCUUCAUUCUUCCCUUGCUGGGAGUAGGGACGACGCUAGUCCAUAUUCUGACAUUGAUAGUGAAUUGGCACAACACCUGAAGAGACUUGCUAGAAAGGAUCCCACCACCAAGCUUAAAGCGCUAGCAUCUUUAUCUGAGUUGUUCAAGCAAAAGUCUGGGAAGGACAUAUUACCAGCCAUUCCGCAAUGGGGUUUUGAGUAUAAGAGGCUGCUGCUGGACUAUAAUAGAGAGGUUCGACGUGCCACUGGUGAUGCUAUGGCCCAAUUAGUUAUUGCUGUUGGGAGAGACUUGGCUCCACAUUUAAAGUCUUUGAUGGGACCAUGGUGGUUUUCUCAGUUUGAUACUGUUCCUGAAGCUUCCCAGGCUGCCAAGCAUUCAUUGCAGGCAGCCUUUCCAGCACCUGAAAAGAGGCUAGAUGCAUUGAUUUUAUGUACAACAGAAAUAUUUACAUAUCUAGAAGAAAAUCUGAAGCUGACACCACAAGAUUUGUCUGACAAAGCAUCUGCACCAGAUGAAUUGAAAGAGAUGCAUCAACAGGUGAUAUCUUCCUCCAUGCUGGCAUUGGCAACACUUCUUGAUGUUUUGAUUUCUUUGCAAUCUGAAAGACCUGGUUUUGAAAAUAUAGCUGCUGAACCAAAGCAUGCUGCAAAGGCCAGGGCCAUAACCAAUACUUUUGCGGAGAAGUUGUUUUCCAAUCACAGAUGUUUCUUAGACUUCCUAAAGUCCCAAAGUUCUGCUAUUAGGUCAGCAGCAUAUUCUGUAUUAAAGAGUUUCAUGAAAAAUAUGCCUCAUGUUUUUAUUGAAGAAAAUGUAAGAACACUUUCACCUGUAGUGCUGGGUGCCUUUCAAGAAAAGGAUCCUACCUGUCAUCCGUCAAUGUGGGAAGUAAUCUUAUUAUUUUCUAGAAGAUUUCCCAAUUGUUGGACAUACUUGAAUGUUCAGAAAAUUGUUAUGAGUCGGUUUUGGCAUUUUCUCCGGAAUGGGUGCUUUGGGUCUCACCAGGUUUCCUAUCCUGCUUUGGUUAUAUUCUUGGAUUCUGUGCCUCCAAAAGCGAUAGAGGGAGAAAGGUUUCUACAAGAUUUCUUUCUGAACUUUUGGACCGGAAGAAAUGCAUCUCUUUCCUCAAAUGCAGAUAGACUCGCAUUCUUUCAGGCUUUUAAAGAAUGCUUUCUUUGGGCAUUACAUAAUUUAUCAAGGUACCUUGAUGGAGUGGAUUCUAUUUCUCCUGCUCGAGCCAUUCUUGUGGAGAAUAUUCUUGUAAAGCUUUUGUGGGAAGAUUUUGUGCAUUUUCCUCUCCCAAACGAUAAAAAAAGAAUUUUCCCGGGAAUAUCUUGUGAAACAUCAGAUGACAGCAAUCUUUCUGUGCAAAGGACUGAAGAUGCCUCAAUUUUCAAGCACCCAGUUAAUUAUAUACAUGAAUUAGGGAAGUGUAUCAUAGGCAUUCUUUCGGGUAUUGCUUUGGUGGAAAAUGACCUGCCCUCUGUUUUUGGCUCAACCUUUCAAGAGACAUGUCAGCAGAUGUUAAUGCAUUCUGGAAAUGGUGAAGGACCUGAAAUCAUUGAGCAGCUGAUUCAAUUUUUGUCAUUAUUGGAGCAACAUGCUAUGAGAAAAGGUGAAACAUGGCCCCUUGUUCAAGUUCUGGGGCCGACCGUGGCCAAGCAUUUCUCAUCAAUUAAAUCAAUUGAUGCACCAAAUGGAGUGAGAUUUCUAUCAGCUGCAGUUACAGUAUUUGGAGCUCGUCAGAUAGUCCACGCAUUAUUGCAUGGCCACAGAAGGACUUUCUGCUCUGAUGAGCAGGAUAAGGCGCUAGAGUCAAAACAAUUUAUGCAUAUAUUCAACGAAAGAUUUGUGCCUUGGUGUUUUGGAAGAAGUGAUAGCGGCACUGCUGCUCGGAUAGAUUUUCUUCUUACACUGCUUGACGAUGAAUGUUUUCCUGAGCAAUGGAGUACUGUUGUGUCAUAUGCAGUUAAACUGGAAACCACUGGAGUUGGUCUUGAUUUGCUGCACCCUGAUUGUGUGGCUGUACUAUCAAUCCUCUUACACAAAGUACGAGGUGAAAUUACAAGGUGUAAAAGGAAAAGGUGUGAUUACUCCCAACAUUCUAAUGCAAAUUGCUGGCAUAACAAGCUUCUAGAUUCGGCUGCUGUUGCUGUGAUCUCUUCCCUUCCUCCCUUUCAGAAGUCAGCAGCAGAAUUUUUGUGUUCGGCUCUAGGUGGUGCAACUGAAAAUGAUCAAAUUGUGCUGGUGUCUGGAGAUGCAUUUGUCCUAAUAUACAACAAUAUCUUGGAGAAACUGAUUGAUUUUAUUCUUGUUUCACCACUGACAUGGGUAAAAGAAGCUGGCUGUUUGCUGAGGAUCAGAGAAACAAAUGUAGAGCCGAAGGAUGAAAGCUUUGGCAACAGGAUUGAGAUGGCAAAAUUUGCUCUUGACGUUCUCUCUGGUAGCUUGUAUGCCUUGACAAAGCUUGAUGAGGAAAGUGAACUACCAACACAUAUUUUAGCAGCAGUUUUCAUUAUCAGUUGGGAGUGCAGCAUAGAAGGUUUAUUGGAUGAAGCACUCAGUUAUGAACUGGACAACAUGAAGGCCAGAUUUGAUAGUAGCAAAACUGUGCAGUCGUUAUGUUCUAAGAUAAACAAAAUUUUUUGUCAAAAUCUUGGUGUUCACUCUCGCAAGAAUGUGAGGAUUAUAUUGGCCCAGUCUAUCAGGUGUACCAUUUUCAGGGAACAGAAAUUAGAUCCUGACAAACUUACAGCCUUGUGCUGCACAUGGAUGCUUGCAAUUGUUGAUUGUUUUUGUCAGGAUGAAGAUGAGGAACAACAUCUAUUAGAACAGCUUCUGCACCAGGGAGAUGGAUGGCCUUUGUGGUGCUCAGAGGAUGUCUUUAUAGGAUUAGCCUACCAAAAAAGUGAAAAGACUUUCCUCCAUAGAAAUGUAUCCGAAAGCAAUAGGUUUGUCUCUCUUGUUGACAAGCUUAUCCAGAAAAGGGGGAUUGGUAGAGUUAUAGGCGGUUCUAUUUUAGAUCCACACUGUACUUCUGGCAGAACAGUGAACUUCACUUCUCGUGCAUGGCUUGCUGCUGAAAUAUUAUGUACAUGGGAGUGGCCGGGAGGCAGUGCUGUCACUUCUUUCCUACCAAUGCUCAGUUUGUAUGCCAAGAAUGAUGCAAAUCCUUUACAAGAAGAUGGUUUGUUGGAUUCCAUUCUUGAUAUUUUACUGGACGCUGCUUUGGUCCAAGAAAAAACUGAAGCACAUAAUUUCUCCGAUGCCUGGAUUGCCCCUCUUGAAGGGCUGGAACAUACUGAAGAACCUUUCUUGAGGGCUCUUAUAUCUUUACUUGCAACAUUUUUCAGACAUAACAUAUGGGGAAGUGAUAAAGCUAAAAUCCUGUUUGAACUGCUUGUCUCAAAGCUUUUCAUUGGUGAAACUGUCAACAUUCACUGCCUGAGGAUUCUUCCUCCUAUUGUGAGUGCUCUUGUGCAACCCAUUUUUCAAAGCAAGAAAGAAUUAAAUGAGGAAUUACAAGCUCCAUUUCCAGGAGAAGAUAAAGUGCAGAUUACUAUAAUUCACUGGCUAGAAAGAGCACUUUCAUUUCCACCUCUACUCACAUGGCACUCUGGACAAGAUAUGGAGGAAUGGUUGCUGUUGGUCAUAUCUUGUUAUCCAAUGAAUGUAUCCGACAGAUUAAAAGCACCAAAGCCAGAGUGGAUGAUCAGCAUCAAGGAGAGAACUCUUUUACUUGAUUUAUUCCGGAAGCAGAGGCUAGGCAUUGGCGUGCUAACUGCUUGUGAUCACCUGGAAUCGUCUCAGAUGCUGUUGUCAAGGCUAGUAGCGAUUUCGUCCUGUUAUUGUGGGGACGAUUUUGCUGAAGAAGAUUGGGAUUUUGUACUAUCCCAGGUGAAGCUUUGGAUCCAAUUGGCUGUUGUGAUGAUGGAGGAUGUCGCCGAAAAUGUCAAUGAUCUUAUAAGUAACCUAUCCACUGGUGACUACUUAGAUAAUGUUGUUAGUAAGAUAGAGAACAUAGUCUUCAUCAAGGACCAGUUCCAUGUAAACAUAGCCAGAAAUGCUAUUCUAGCAUUCAUCUCUUUCUCUAGACUCCAGGAGGUGAAAGAUGUGAAUAAUCUGUCUUCCCUAGCUGCAGAAAGAUGGGAUACCAUUAAGGAUAGGAUUCUAGAGGCCAUCCUUCGCUUAUUCUUCUGCACUGGUCUUGCCGAGGCUAUUGCUCAUUCCUAUUCUUCUGAGGGUGCUUCCAUAGUGGCAUCGUCCCGCCUUCACAAUCUCUUCUUCUGGAACUUGGUGGCUUGGGGUGCCACUGGGUCUUCGCCACAGUGUAGAGACAGAGCAGUGAAAUCAGUAGAUUUCUGGGCACUGGGCAGGGGUUCUAUCAGUUCUCUUUAUGCCAUUCUGUUUUCCUCCACUCCUGUACCUGCUAUGCAGUUUGCAGGUUAUGUUAUUCUUUCUACUGAACCUGUUGCUUCCGUGGCUAUUGGAGAAUAUGUCACUUCUAAUAUGGAGUGUGACAAGGACUCGGGCAAUGUCGAUCUUUUGUCAGAGCAAAAUGUGCAUCUGAGGAAAGAAAUAUCUUGCAUGAUUGAGAAGUCACCAUAUGAGAUUCUUGAAAUGGAUUUGCUGGCACCAGAAAGGGUGCACAUACUUCUGUCUUGGUGUAUAUUACUGUCGCAUCUAUGGUCCUUACCGCUGUCCUCACCUAAAAGAGAGAGAUUGGUUCAGCAUAUUCAGAACUCUGCUAAUACGGUUAUUUUAGAUUGCCUUUUCCAGCACCUCUUUUUGGAGUUCGAUACAGUACCUAAUCUGAGAAAGAGAGAAAAAGAGCUCCCUGCUGGGGUAUGUGAGGCUGCAAAUGUGGCAAAUGAAGCUAUACUAACAGGUUCAGUGCUGUCUAUAGUUGAAUCAUUCUGGCCAGUUCAACAACAAAAGAUGACUUUGCUUGCUGGAGCAAUAUUUGGCAUGAUGGUUCGUCUUCUUCCGGCAUAUGUCCGAGGGUGGUUCAGUAAUUUGCGUGAUCGGUCUACAUCAUCUGCUGUUGAAUCCUUUACAAGAACAUGGUGCAGUCCUCCUCUGAUUGCAAAUGAAUUAUCCCAGAUUAAGAAAGCUAGCUUUGUUGAUGAAAAUUUUUCAGUCAGUGUUAGCAAAGCAGCAAAUGAAGUGGUUGCAACCUAUACGAAGGACGAGACCGGAGUUGAUCUGGUUAUUCGUCUUCCUGCAUCUUACCCUCUAAGGGCCGUAGAUGUUGAUUGUACAAGGAGCCUUGGAAUUAGUGAGCUAAAGCAGAGGAAGUGGUUGAUGUCUAUGAUGUUGUUCCUCAGCAAUCAGAAUGGAGCUAUAGCCGAAGCUAUACGAAUAUGGAAAUGCAACUUUGACAAGGAAUUUGAAGGUGUGGAGGAAUGCCCUAUCUGUUACAGUGUGAUACACACGGCGAACCACAGCCUUCCUCGUGUUGCGUGCAAAACGUGCAAGCACAAGUAUCACUCUGCUUGCCUGAAUAAGUGGUUCUCGACUUCAAACAAGAGAAAUUGCCCCUUGUGCCAGUCCUUAUUUUGAAGUGGAAGAGGUUCUGUAUGUGACCUUGGAGGGUAUUGCUGAUCAAGCUUUCACUAGUUGUUGGGAGCUUCAAGAUAUCAGAACCAUGAGUAUGAAGCCGCUGGUGGCCUAUUCAGUUAUCAUCAUCAUGAUACGCGAGCAAUUGCAAGCUGCAUUUGUCACCUACGAUACAAUACCUCCUCAGAUGUUGGAAAUCAAAUGCUCUCAUUAGGUCCCACUUACCUGAGAAGAAUUGCACCUCAAGCAGCUGAGGACUUUGGUUCUUUGUGGUAUCUGGGUUGGUAGCUUUGUUAGAAUCCUCGUGUGUACUUUUUCUGCUUUGUAAAUAAAAUAUGUUAGCCAGUCACGGAAUUUUUGUAGUUUCCCUAAAUGUGCCUGUGUUGUGGUAGAGGAUAGUAGUUUUCCAAAACUGGUUGACCUAGUUGACCUUUUCGGCCCAAUUGACUCACUUAUUAUGGUUGAACCGGUUAUUUCGAGAAAAAUAAAAUUUCCCCAAUUUUUGGCUAGAAAAA
Messenger RNA from Punica granatum (pomegranate), 6344 nucleotides. The record is from RefSeq and is a predicted model, not a curated record. Lineage: Eukaryota; Viridiplantae; Streptophyta; Magnoliopsida; Myrtales; Lythraceae.